Molecule: messenger RNA, 4407 nt
Organism: Leptopilina heterotoma
Lineage: Eukaryota; Metazoa; Arthropoda; Insecta; Hymenoptera; Figitidae
Product: neprilysin-2-like
Exons: 16
Coding region: 74-3754 (1226 amino acids)
Biological process (GO): protein processing
Cellular component (GO): plasma membrane
Molecular function (GO): metalloendopeptidase activity
Source: RefSeq, a predicted model, not a curated record
AAAAUUCUUUAAGAACAUUUUAACAAAAAUUUAACCAAAAGUUUUAAAAAAAAAUUUCGUCGUUCUGGUGAUAAUGGAAAAAAUUAAGUGUUACAUAAUGAUUUUCAAGACACUUGUAUGUCUUUCAAGUGUUUUAACAUUAUCGAAGGCACAAGAUACAUUUUCGAGUUUUAUUACAGAAUCGGUGGCGCCGAAGAAGAAAAGUGAUUAUUGCCUCACACCAGAAUGUAUUCAUACAGCCUCAAAUAUUCUGAGAAACAUUGAUACAAAUGUUGAUCCAUGUGAGGAUUUUUACGAAUUUUCCUGUGGUCGAUAUUUUAAAAAACCAGUAGCUUUAGACAUAAAUAAUUUUAUUGUUAAUAAUAUUCAAAGUAUUCGCACUAAAAUUUUGCAUAGCAUGAAGGAUAUUUUAGAGGAAAAAACUCUUCCUACCGAACCAAGAUAUGCACGAUUAAUAAAAAUUACUUAUCAAAACUGUAUUAAUGCAAUUAAUAAACAGGAGGAAAAUUUGACUUUAAAUUCGGAUUUUUUGAACCAAAUUGGUGACUGGGCUUCUUUGAAAGGUGAUUCUUGGGAAGAUGUCAGUUCGCAUUGGGAAGAUUUUGAAUCUCUGGUUAACGAUUAUUUGUCAUUAAUUGGUGAUAGCAAUUACCUCGAGGAAUUUAAUUUGCUUAUUAAUCAGAUUUCAAAAAGCGAACAAACAAACUAUCUUAUAUGGAGGGCAAUCAACGAUUUUCUAUUCAAUAAAAUGCAAUCAUACAAAUGGCAAACAUGUUAUUUAUACGUACAAGCAAAUUUCAAAAAUAGUUUUGGGGCCCUUUACUUUCAAAAAUAUUAUAAGGAUGGAUUUACCCAAAAAGAGCUUUUCAAUCAAAUGGUUGCUAAUAUUUCCCAACAAUUCAAAAUAACGCUUGAAAGUGCUGAUUGGAUGGACCAAGUGACAAAGGAUAAAGCACUUGAAAAGCUUGCUUCAAUUUUCUUUGUAGAUCAAAAUUUUUUCAAAUAUCAAGACGAUGAAAUUGAUAAAUUUUAUGCUGACUUGGAAAUAACGCCGGGGAAUUAUUCUCAGACGAUGAUGAAUAUUACAAAUUUUAAAAAGAAUCAUAAUGAAUCUUCUGAAGAUAAGACAAGUUGGAUAAAUCAACUUAAUCCAAUGUCAGUGACUGCAAAGUAUAUUUUAAGAAAUAAUACUAUUGCCAUAACACCCUCCAUUCUACGAGGAGUUUUCUUCAAUGAAAAUAGACCUCAGUACAUGAAUUAUGGAACAAUGGGUUUUAUAAUUGCACAUGAAUUUGUUCAUGCUUUCGACCAAAAAGGAAGAUAUUUCGAUAAAUUAAAAAAUUACGUCAAUUGGUGGAAAUUUGAGACUUCUUAUCAAUAUCACUCAAGAAGAAGAUGCAUGGUUCAUCAAUAUGGCAACUUUAGAAUUACAGAACUUGACUUAAAGGUUAGAAGUGUUAUAUCGAGUGAAGAAAAUGUUGCAGACAAUGUAGGGGUUAAAGUUGCAUAUUCGACUUAUGAAAAGUAUAUGAGAACUCACGAACCUGAUUUAUUAUUACCUGGAGUGAAUUUUUCUCAACGUCAACUUUUUUGGAUCAGUUAUGCUCAAGCAUUUUGCGAGGAAGCAAGUUAUAAUAAUCAUUUAAAAAUAUAUCAAUCCGGUACUCAUAGUCCAAGUAAAUUUCGAGUUUUAGGUUCUCUUGCUAACAGUCCAGAAUUUGCAAGUGACUUUCAAUGUGCACUGGGCACUAAAAUGAAUCCUGAAAAUAAAUAUUCAGAUGAGAUUGAUUUUUGUCUAACCCCUGAGUGUGUUCAUACAGCAUCAAGAGUUUUGAAAUAUAUAGAAACAAGUAUUAAUCCUUGUGACAAUUUUUAUAAAUUUGCUUGUGGUGGAUUUAUAAAAGAACAAUGGACUUCAGACAAAAUUGCAUUUAAGAAAGAUCAUUUUAUUAAGGCUAAUGAGAAUAUUCAGUUAUUUAUUAAGUCUAUUCUAGAAAGGGAGGUGGACUAUACUGAACCAAAAUAUUCGAGAUUGAUGAAAACAUUUUAUCAAAACUGCAUGAAAGCAACCGAUAUGCAGUACCGUAAUUUUUAUUCUCUUUCGUAUUUGUUAAACAAAAUUGGUGGUUGGCCCCUUUUGAUCGGAAAUUCCUGGAAAGAUGACAAUUUUCAAUGGGAAAAGUUUGGCACCCAAUUGAUAAAUGAGAUUAGUUUAGAAAAUCAUUUUAUUUUUUCGAAAAUUCGAGAGGAUGUGAAAAACAGUUCCAAUAUGGUUCUGGAGAUUAAGCAACCGUCGAAUUUUUACAAAUCGCCGGACUAUUACAAUUUAAUCGCAAUUACUACAAAACUUUUUAGAGCUGAAGAAUAUAAUAAGGAACAUGACAUACAACAAAUCCUCAAAGUAGAGAAAAAGAUUUUUAAUAUAACUGUACCAAAUUCAGAAAGAAAUGAUUCUUUCGAUAGAAUGACUCUAAAAGAGCUUGAGGGAAAUUAUUCCAAUAUUUUGUGGAAGGAUUAUUUUAAUACAUUUUUAAUGCCAGUGGCUACAAUUAAAGACGAUGAUAUCAUAUUAGUUGGCGAUAGUAACUACUUCAAGGGACUCAAUUUACUUAUUAAUCAGAUUUCAAAAAGAGAUCAGGCAAACUAUCUUACAUGGAAAGCAGUCUACGAUUAUAUCACGAAUUAUUUAGACCCAAAAGAAGUGGAAAAUAAUGAAUGGAAAAAGUGUUAUAAUAACGUGGGAGAUAAUUUUCAUGCUUUUGGAUUUUUGUAUUUCAGAAACAUUUUUGAUGAUGGUUUUAUCAGGACCGAUGGACUCAUCGAAAUGAUCAGUAAUAUUCUGGAGGAAUUCAAUGCAACUCUGACAAAUACCGAUUGGCUGGACGAUAAAACAAAGGAAAGAGCUCUUGAAAAACUGGCAUCAAUGUUUGUCGUAAAUCCAAAUAUUUACAAUUUUUACACUGAUGAGGAACUUGAUGAAUUUUAUUCAAACUUGGAAGAAACUUAUAAUGAUGAUUAUCUCCAAUCGAUGAUAAACGUAAAAUUGUUCAAUAAAUAUAAUGAAAAUAAUUUAUUCGGAAAAGCUAAAAAUAAGACAAGUUGGAGAAAUCAACUCAAUCCAUCAAAUGUGAAUGCAAAGCACAUUUUCACAAAUAACAGUAUUGCGAUAUCCCCGGCAUUACUUCGAGGGAUUUUUUUCAAUGAAAACAGACCUCGUUACAUGAACUACGGAUCUCUGGGUUAUAUAAUUGGACAUGAAAUAACUCACGCUUUUGACAACAACGGAAGAAAUUAUGAUAAACUCGGAAAUCUUGUCGAUUGGUGGGAAGCAGAAAGUAGCGAAAACUUUCUUUCCAAAGCGGAAUGUUUUAAUCACCAAUACGAAGACUACACAGUACCAGAAGUUGACUCAAAGAUUAGAGGAAACAAAACACAAAAUGAAAAUAUUGCUGAUAAUGGAGGAAUUAAAGUUGCAUAUUUAGCUUAUGAAAGGUAUGUGAAAACCCAUGGACCUGAGUUAGUGUUGCCAGGUGUGAAUUAUACACAACGUCAACUUUUUUGGAUCAGUUUUGCUCAAACUUAUUGCGAGAGAAUAAGUUCUAAUGUACUGUCGUUCUUAAUGCAAUACGACGUGCACAGUCCUCAAGAAUUUCGAGUUUUGGGUUCUCUUUCUAAUCGACCAGAAUUUGCAAGGGAUUUUCAAUGUGCACUAGGCACUGAAAUGAAUCCUGAAAAUAAAUGUUCUGUUUGGUAAAUUGUCAAUCUUAUCGAAAGUAAUGACAUAUGUACACCGAAAAAAAUCUCGAUGGUAUUAUUAACUAUGACCCUAUAUAGUUAAUCUUAACCUAGUAAAAGUAAUAAGGAUUCCUAAUCAUUACGAUUAGGAUCGCUAGGUUGAUUCAACAAAUCAAAGCCUGGCAAAAACAACCCUGCAAAUCCUAGUCAAAUUGACUAGGAUUUUAGUUAUUUUGCCUAUUUCCAUAAUGCGCACGUGUGUCUGCUUCUGUUUUGAGUGUUUACCUCUAUAUCAAUCGCGUCAUUUAUCGUGAUUUAGUAAAACGAUUGUUUAUCAUAUCAGACUUUUUUGGUUUGGUUUCAAUAUAAAUCGUCGAAAUUUUUACGCACGUGGUGACAACAUUUUUACUAUUUCAAUAGCGCAGUGUGUUUGAAAAUUUACCUUUGUAAUAAUUUGUGUAUUUAAAUUUAUUUUCAUUUAAAUGGCAUAAAUAAUUAAAAAUUAAUAAUUUUUAGCAAGUAGAUAAAAUUGUGUACAUAAAACAUAUAAAACAUCAUCUGAUUUUGACUCAAAAAUCUAGUGUCUAUUAAAAAAUUAAAAUACCAAGUCGUGUUUAGUGUAUAUAGUGGUUAUCGUUCCAGGUUUCAAAGUGCGUAUUCUUUAGGUUCAGG